AUGACAAAGAUCAACCACGGUAUGCACCCUUGUUGGAGACUGAUUUCUGUCAUGUAUCUAACGGAGUCGCUAGGUCUGGCUUCCUCGAGGCGCAAGUCUCGCAAGCUUCACUUCGAUGCUCCCUCGCACGCUCGACGAGUGAUCAUGAGCGCUCCUCUGAGCAAGGAACUGAGAGAAAAGCACAAUGUCCGCAGCAUUCCCAUCCGAAAAGACGACGAAGUCACCGUUGUGCGAGGCACCAACAAGGGCCGUGAAGGCAAAGUCACCUCCGUGUACCGAUUGAAGUACCUCAUCCACAUCGAACGAGUGUCCCGCGAAAAGUCCAACGGUCAAUCCGUCCCCAUUGGCAUCCACCCCAGCAAAGUCGUCGUCACCAAGCUCAAGCUCGACAAGGACCGGGAGAAGAUCCUGGAGAGAAUCUCCAAGGGCCGUGAAGCCGUCAAGUCAAAGUCGUCUUGA
Exophiala spinifera is the source of this 459-nucleotide messenger RNA. Its product is annotated as ribosomal protein L24. The record is from RefSeq and is a predicted model, not a curated record. Bases 1 to 459 code for a protein of 152 amino acids. The transcript is spliced from 2 exons. Gene Ontology annotation, molecular function: RNA binding; structural constituent of ribosome. Gene Ontology annotation, cellular component: cytosolic large ribosomal subunit; ribosome. Gene Ontology annotation, biological process: ribosomal large subunit biogenesis; cytoplasmic translation. NCBI's taxonomy places the organism in Eukaryota, Fungi, Ascomycota, Eurotiomycetes, Chaetothyriales, Herpotrichiellaceae.